Argentina anserina (silverweed cinquefoil) is the source of this 837-nucleotide messenger RNA. RefSeq lists its product as uncharacterized. Bases 1 to 837 code for a protein of 278 amino acids. Lineage: Eukaryota; Viridiplantae; Streptophyta; Magnoliopsida; Rosales; Rosaceae. The record is from RefSeq and is a predicted model, not a curated record. Gene Ontology annotation, cellular component: membrane. The transcript has 6 exons.
AUGCCUACGGAUUCGGAUACUACUAAUGAACCAACAUAUUGGUUGAACAAUAGGGUUUUCUUCAGUGCAGCAUUUAUAUUGGCUACUGUGGUUGUAUCAGUUUCUAUUUUAUGGAAAUAUGAAGGCAGCAAAAGAACCAGAAGGCUAAAUCGCAGAACAAUAGGAGUUUUAUAUGAGGAUGAAGCCUGGAGAACAUCUUUCAAAGUAAUUCAUCCUGGUUGGCUUCUCGCGUACCGAAUAGUUGCUUUCUGUGUGCUUCUGUCUGUGGUAAUUCUGGAUUGUGUUGUUGAUGGACCUGGCAUGUUUAUGUUCUUUACUCAGUGCACAUUUACUAUGGUCACGAUCUAUUUCGGGAUCGGAAUUUCAAUUUCCAUUUAUGGAUGCCGUAAAUACCGCAAUAGAGUUUUCGAUAAUGCAACAGAUGAAGUGAAGGAUGAAGAGCAAGGAACUAGUGUUGGUAAAAAUGCAGAUACAACCAGCACGCCUAAAAGUCCUACUGCUGAAGAAUGUCCCUCCCGCAAAGCAGCUGGGCUAUAUGUUCAUAUCUUUCAGGCCAUAUAUCAGCUGUGUGGGGGUGCUGCCGUGCUCACUGACUUUGUAUUUUGGGGCAUCCUGUAUCCAUUUGUUUGGGACCCUGAAUAUGAUCAACUGGACUUUUUGAUGGUCAGUUUGCACGUGUUCAAUCUUCUUUUCCUCCUUGGUGACACAAUUUUGAAUAGCAUGGAGGAGGACCAAAGGAUCAGGAUUCCCAUCGCUAAUUGUACAGGAGCCUACAUUAUUCCCAGUUACAGAUCAGGUGUCCUCGAAACAGGGCCAGCCCUGUGUCUGUUUGCUUAG